Magnolia sinica is the source of this 1254-nucleotide messenger RNA. RefSeq lists its product as uncharacterized. The record is from RefSeq and is a predicted model, not a curated record. The transcript has a single exon. NCBI's taxonomy places the organism in Eukaryota, Viridiplantae, Streptophyta, Magnoliopsida, Magnoliales, Magnoliaceae. The coding region runs from base 165 to 1139 and encodes 324 amino acids.
GGCUGGAUCCCUCCUCUCUUUUCCUUUCCUUUAUUGUUGGCGGGCCCUACCUCUCACACUCCCAUGUGCCACUGCUGCUGCUCCUGACAAUAACUUUCACCCACACCCACCUUAACGAAGACUCCAUCCCCCCCUUCUCUCUCUCACUCUCCUCUUUUUCUUCAAUGGAAGAAACAGAGCCGCAAACCCAGCCCCCUUCCUCCACCCAUGCAAGAAAGAGCACUGAUUCUUCUUCAUCACCGGAGUUCGAGUUUUGGAUGGUAAGAAAUCCUUCCUUCCCCCAACCUAAUAUCCUUUCUGCGGACCAACUGUUUGUAAAUGGCGUCCUUCUUCCUCUCCAUCUCCUUCCCCAGCAAACCGAGCCUGAGCGCGACCCCAAACCCGAGCUUAAACUCGAGCCUGAGACCUUGCCUGAAUCUACUGUUGGUUCCUCCGCCUCGAAACGAUGGAAAGACAUUUUCAAGAUUGGGGAUAGGAGGGCAAGCACUGCCAGCAGCAGAAGCGGCAACGAAGAGACAACGGCUGCUGCGGAAUGUAAAGAUAAGGAGAAAAGGAAGAAAGAGAAGAAGAGCAGCGGAUUAGGCUGCAGCAGCAGCAUUUCGAAUCCAACUGCAGAUCUAAACAUCAACAUAUGGCCCUUCUCCCGCAGCCGUUCAGCUGGGAACUGGAGCAGCGGCGGGAGGGCAAAGGCGUCUGCUGCAGGAGCACGGAAGGCGAGUAGCGCCCCGUGCUCGAGGAGCAACUCAGGCGGGGAGUCAAAGUUAAAGAAAUGGCCCAGCAGUCCUGGGAGAGCGGGGGUGCAUCUGGGGAGGAGCAGCCCUGUUUGGCAGGUUCGUCGCGGAGGUUCGGGUGGGAAGGGUUCGGAGCCUGUGGUCAGGAGAUCGGAGAAGGGGGUUUCGAAAGAAGGGCUUGGAAAUCGACGGUCAGGGGUUGGGGACAGGAGUAAUGGUGGGGCCCGGGUAUUGAACCUGACCGUUCCUCUGUGUAUAGGGUAUCGUCAGCAUUUGAGCUGCAGCAGUGACGACAGCGGUUUUGGGAACCCAAACAAUCACAGCGGCAACGGCAAUCCAGGCAACCAUAGUAGUGGUAACGCAACCCUCUUUAACUUGCGCACCCUUUUCUCCAAGAAAGUACAUUAACCACAUCUCUCUCUUUCUCCCUCCAAAACUAUUGUUGUAAUUCCAUCUUCUUCUUACCUUUUGUCAAACAUACUUGAAACUUGUUGUAAUUAAAUUCGAAAGUUGUUUACUUUUU